Messenger RNA from Cyprinodon tularosa, 2867 nucleotides. It is a transcript of the gene kcnq1.1, whose product is annotated as potassium voltage-gated channel, KQT-like subfamily, member 1.1. Gene Ontology annotation, molecular function: voltage-gated potassium channel activity. The transcript is spliced from 17 exons. Gene Ontology annotation, biological process: potassium ion transport; transmembrane transport. Lineage: Eukaryota; Metazoa; Chordata; Actinopteri; Cyprinodontiformes; Cyprinodontidae. Bases 317 to 2386 code for a protein of 689 amino acids. The record is from RefSeq and is a predicted model, not a curated record. Gene Ontology annotation, cellular component: membrane.
UGACAGCACUCAAGGCUGAUAAGCAUUAGAAGAGGUAAGGGACACUCGUUCAAGUCUGGGACCUGUCAUUUCCUGGACAAUCUAGAGUGCUGGAAAGUUGUUCCCAGGACGAGAGGGAGAAGAAAAAUCACCUGGUGAUCCAGAGCAUUAAUAACAGUUUAUAGUCGCCUAGAGUUUUAUGCGUCUUGAUGCGAUCAGGCGCGAACAGAAGGUGAGCGCACAUGGGCGAACAUUUGUCACUUUAAACCAGUGACCGGAAAAAAACAGUCUGUGAAAAAAAAAAAGUUAAACUGAAGAAAAAGGGUAGAAAAAUUUCAUGUCCAUGUUUUCCGCUCCCGGUGAGGAGAAUUCUAUUAAGUCGAGGAAGUUUUCAGGAGUGGCGCGUGGAACAAGACCCCCAGAUUUGGAGCUGUGGGCGACAGUCAGUGCGCCUGGAUCAGGAGCAGCUGCGGGCGAAGAGAGGAUGCAAGAGGAAGGCAGCUCCCCUGUAGGAGCCCCCCCUGUUCACCUGCAAACCUACCUGUCUCAUCCCCGGAUGUCCGUGCGGAUGUCGGUGUACAGCACAGGGCUCCGUCCAGCGCUCAGCCGCGCCUACAUCCAGGGACGCGUGUAUAACUUUCUGGAAAGGCCAUCUGGCUGGAAAUGCUUCAUGUAUCACUUCACAGUGUUCCUCAUAGUGCUGGCCUGUCUGAUCCUUAGUGUCCUCUCUACCAUCGACCAAUUCCAGGCUCUGGCUCAUACAACUCUCUUCUGGGUGGAGAUCGUCCUUGUGGUGUUCUUCGGCGUGGAGUAUUUUGUCCGUGUUUGGUCCGCAGGCUGCCGCAGUAAAUAUGUUGGCAUCUGGGGCAGACUACGCUUUGCCAGGAAGCCAAUAUCUAUUAUAGAUCUGAUAGUGGUUGUUGCUUCAAUAGUUGUGUUGUCAGUGGGCUCCAAAGGCCAAGUUUUUGCCACUUCUGCUGUAAGAGGGAUUCGCUUCCUGCAGAUCCUGCGAAUGCUGCAUGUUGACAGGCAAGGAGGAACCUGGCGUCUCCUGGGCUCGGUUGUCUUCAUUCAUCGGCAGGAGCUGAUCACCACUCUGUAUAUUGGGUUUCUGAGCCUGAUCUUCUCCUCAUACUUCGUCUACCUGGCAGAGAAAGAUGCAGUUGAUUCCACAGGUUCCACUGGCUUUGGGAACUAUGCAGAUGCUUUGUGGUGGGGAGUGGUGACUGUGACUACAAUUGGCUAUGGAGACAAAGUACCACAAACCUGGAUUGGAAAGACCAUUGCAUCCUGCUUCUCAGUGUUUGCGAUCUCUUUUUUUGCUCUGCCUGCAGGAAUUUUAGGCUCUGGCUUUGCCCUGAAGGUGCAGCAAAAGCAAAGACAGAAACACUUCAACAGACAGAUCCCUGCAGCUGCCUGUCUCAUACAGACAUCAUGGAGAUGUUUCGCAGUGGAGAACUUUGAUUCAGCUACAUUCAAGCUGUUUUUGAGAAAGAAAUCCAACAUCCCUGCCUCUCUAUCCACCCCCAAGCAGAAAAAAAUGGUGAAGAUGAGGAGGAAGAUGAAGAGUACUGACAGAGACAAUGGUCCAGCUUCUCCCACAGUCCCAAGUAUCACCUGUGACUCUGUGUUUGACAGCGGAAGGGAGCUAAGUUCAGAUGUUUACAGCACUGUUGGGACAGAUCGGCAGCAGUCAUGGACAUCUCUGUCUUCUCUGCAGUUCAGCUCAUCGCCCCAAGUGAAAAAAGGCCCCAGCCUUAUAGAUACCCAGUCCUCCUUCCAACUCCCAAGAAACUGCAGCUUUGCUGACGACCUAGAGCUGGAAUCAGAGCGAGAAAGUGAACUGGCUCCAGCUAGCACAGUAGCACAUUUGACAGAGUCGCAUCGAAAAGCCAUCCGUGUGAUACAGAAAAUGCGUUACUUUGUGGCCAAAAGAAAUUUUCAGCAAGCCCGUAAGCCAUAUGAUGUUCGAGAUGUAAUUGAGCAGUAUUCUCAGGGUCACCUCAACCUCAUGGUUCGAAUCAAGGAGCUACAGAGAAGGCUAGAUCAGUCUUUAGGGAAGAUGACUUUGUUCCAGACGGGUUCAGACCGAGCCAGAGAUAAAGGAAACAACUCUAUUGGAUCCAGGCUCAACAGAAUGGAGGACAAGAUAACACACAUGGACCAAACACUGAGCCGCAUUGCAGAGUCCCUCACCUUCCUGCUGGACCAGAGGGAUGUCACUGGUGGUGAAAUUAGAAGCAAGCUGAGACCUCGGCUCAGACGAACCAGUAAUGUUCUCCCUAGUCAGGACAGCUUGCCAAGUAAUGACCAGCUGUCGCCUUCAUCCUUCUCCAACAACACCAGCACUAUGCAGUGCCCCAACCCUCCACUCAACUCCACUGCCAGUCAGGAUGAGAGCUGGUGAAACUUGAAACUAGACAUCCUCACAGCCUUCACGGUGUUUGCUUAUCUGUUUAUGACGGGUAAACACACACUGAAUAGACUCUUCAGUCUACGAUGGACACAUGUAACUACAGCUGCAUUCUGAAAUACUGACAUGACAUCAUGAGGUUUGGUUUUUUUAGAACAAACCUUCACCAGGAUGUGUAGCAUAAGUCAGGAUAAACAUCUGGGAUAAAUGCAAGAUAGCAGUUUCUAUCAAGUCAUGUUUGCUGAGCAGUUUUUAUUUCCAAGGUCCAAUUUUGAUAUAUUUAUUGUCUCAGAUUGAAUCUCUAAUCUUUAUUUAAAUUAUCUCUAUCUUUUAGAGUUUUAAAAUAACAUUAAAUGGUAUUUAAAAUCGAAGGGAAGGGGCUGUUCCAACUCUUUUAUUUCCGAUUUCUCCUGAGUGGUGCCCGACUUUAGAUUAGAUUAGAUUAGAUUAGAUUAGAUUAGAUUAGAUUAGAUUA